AGGGGUCUUUUGGUGAAGUUUUUAAAGGAAUUGACAAUCGGACUCAGAAAGUUGUUGCUAUAAAAAUUAUUGACCUAGAAGAAGCAGAAGAUGAAAUAGAAGACAUCCAACAAGAAAUCACGGUGUUGAGUCAGUGUGACAGUCCAUAUGUAACUAAAUAUUAUGGAUCCUAUUUAAAGGAUACCAAAUUAUGGAUAAUAAUGGAAUAUCUAGGUGGAGGCUCUGCCCUUGAUCUAUUAGAGCCUGGCUCACUUGAUGAAACUCAGAUUGCUACAAUAUUGAGGGAGAUACUCAAAGGACUCGACUACUUGCAUUCUGAGAAGAAAAUCCACAGAGAUAUUAAAGCUGCUAAUGUAUUGCUGUCAGAACAAGGGGAAGUAAAACUGGCAGAUUUUGGAGUAGCUGGGCAGCUAACAGAUACACAGAUAAAGAGAAAUACCUUUGUGGGAACACCAUUUUGGAUGGCACCUGAAGUAAUAAAGCAAUCAGCAUAUGAUUCAAAGGCAGAUAUCUGGUCAUUAGGCAUAACAGCCAUAGAACUUGCAAAAGGAGAGCCACCUCAUUCAGAAUUACAUCCAAUGAAAGUUUUGUUCCUCAUUCCUAAGAACAAUCCACCAACGCUGGAAGGAAACUUCAGUAAAUCCCUCAAAGAAUUUGUCGAGGCCUGCUUAAACAAGGACCCAAGCUUUAGACCUACUGCAAAAGAGCUUUUAAAACACAAGUUCAUUUUACGAAACUCCAAGAAAACAUCUUACUUGGCUGACCUCAUUGACAGGCAUAAGAGAUGGAAGUCUGAGCAAAGUCAUGACGACUCCAGUUCUGAUGACUCGGAUACUGAAGCAGAUGGUCAGGCUUCAGGUGGGAGUGACACAGAAGAGUGGAUCUUUACAAUAAGAGAAAAAGACCCCAAGAAUCUAGAGAAUGGAGCAGCCCAGCCUUUGGAGUUGCAAAGAAAUAAGGAAAAGGAUAUCCCAAAGAGGCCUCUAUCCCAAUGCCUGUCUACAAUUAUAUCCCCUUUAUUUGCAGAGUUGAAAGAGAAGAGUGAGGUUUGUGGUGGUAACACAGAUUCCAUAGAAGAACUGAGGAAGGCAGUUUAUUUAGCUGAAGAGGCUUGUCCAGGCAUUGCAGAUACCAUGGUGUCACACCUUGUGCAGAGGCUUCAGAGAUAUUCCCUAGCUGGAGGAAGUUCUUCAUCCUACUGACAUACUCUUCCUUCCUGGCUUUCCCAAGACAGCAGAGAUCCCAUGGUGUCUGCACUGAAGGCGUGCACCCUAAUGCUGU
This is a messenger RNA of Agelaius phoeniceus (red-winged blackbird), 1281 nucleotides long. The record is from RefSeq and is a predicted model, not a curated record. Lineage: Eukaryota; Metazoa; Chordata; Aves; Passeriformes; Icteridae.